Neodiprion virginianus is the source of this 4923-nucleotide messenger RNA. RefSeq names its product ATP-binding cassette sub-family C member 4-like. Gene Ontology annotation, molecular function: ATP binding; ABC-type transporter activity; ATP hydrolysis activity. The record is from RefSeq and is a predicted model, not a curated record. The coding region runs from base 403 to 4374 and encodes 1323 amino acids. Gene Ontology annotation, cellular component: membrane. NCBI's taxonomy places the organism in Eukaryota, Metazoa, Arthropoda, Insecta, Hymenoptera, Diprionidae. The transcript is spliced from 17 exons. Gene Ontology annotation, biological process: transmembrane transport.
CCCAAGCAAUGAUUGAUCGUGGGCAUUUCCGAUUUUUUGGAAGGGAGCGAGGCGCAAUUUACAAUUGCAAGAUCUGUAUGACCCGUUGAAAUCUGAUGAAUCCGAAUACCUCGGAGAUUGUCUUGAAAGUCAGUUUCACAACAGUUGGAAAAGGGAAAUUGUACGGAGGAAACAAGUGAGCAAUUAAAAAAAAUAUGAUUAGUUGCGAGGGAGACAAGAAACAACUAUAGACGCAUGAACUGAUAACGCAUGAUUUUUGCUUCGGAAAAACGGGAAAAAUGCCAGAAAAGCAAUUGAAUGAAAGAAUGGCUACGGUAUCAUAUCAGAUAAUACAUUUCUUUUCGUGACAACUCACAAUGAUUUCGAGAUAGCGCGAGAUAGGGAGAGUGGAAAAAGGAGUUGAUGAAAGCAGACCGAGAGUUGCUUCUGAGGAAAGAUGGAGUAAAGCAGCCAAGGCGAAGGCCAAGUUUGAUGUGGGCAUUGGUUCGGAUUCUUUGGGUACCAUACGUGAUGCAAGGGCUGCUCCUUUUUGGGGAGUUGAUGAUACUGCGUAUUCUGCAACCAAUACUCCAGGGGUGGAUAAUCAACUACUUCAAUCAGGUCGAACGUCAAACGACGCGAAACGAAGUUCUCCUCUAUGCUUUGUACCUCGUUAUUGUCACUUUGGGGAUCAUCUUCGUCAUUCAUCAUACAAAUCUCCGCACUCAGCAGACCGGAAUGUGCGCAAGGGUCGCAUGCUGCUCGUUAAUAUACAGAAAGGUUUUACGUCUGGACCAGGCUGCGAUGAAUAACGCGGCUGCAGGACAAGUGGCUAAUUUGAUCAGUAACGACGUUGCCCGAUUCGAUUUACUUCCGAUCUUCUCACACUUCGUUUGGAUUAUGCCAUUUCAGGUGGUUUUGAUUGGUUACGUCAUGUGGAGAUCGGUUGGUGUAGCUGCGUUGGCAGGUAUCGUCACCAUGAUAAUACAGGCUAUACCUAUUCAGGGGUCGUUGAGCAAUAUCAGCGCGAAAUUGAGGUCGAAGAUUGCAGAAAAAACGGAUGAGCGAGUCCAACUGAUGAGUGAGCUGAUUUCCGGAAUACAGGUGAUCAAGAUGUAUUCGUGGGAAAAGCCGUUUGAUUUGAUAGUGUCAAAAGUUCGAGGGGCGGAGAUGAAACUAAUCAGUUAUACGUCGUACCUCAGAGGAAUAUAUCUGAGUAUUAUGUUAUUCUCAGAAAGAAUCACUCUUUUCUUGACACUGAUUGCGUUUGUACUUUCCGGAAACUCUCUUACUGCAAAUAUCACAUUCACAUUGGCUACGCUAUUUAGUGUACUACAAGUAACAUGCGCUGUUUGCUUUCCACAAGCUGUCGUCUUGGCUGGCGAGACUGCUGUGUCUCUGGAGAGACUAACGGACUUUUUACUUCUGGAGGAGGUAAAAUCUUCGGAAAAUGUUGAUUCACCGACGAACAAUGGAAUACAGUGUGUGGAGAAGAUGACCCCAAGCCAUCGGGCCGAAAAUAGCGUCGGAAUCAAAAUAUCGAACGUUGCAGCGAACUGGGUUCAUGGCCAGCUGCCACCGACCUUAUGCCAAAUAUCAAUCGAUUUGAAAGAUCAAUCACUCUCUGUUCUUGUAGGGCCUGUCGGCUCCGGAAAAUCAUCUCUACUUCACCUGAUAUUAGGGGAGUUGAAAGUGGGAGCUGGAAGCUUGUCGUUUUACACUAGUGAAAACGGUAUCAAGACUAACAAAAAUAGUCGCGAUAUUCGUAUUUCAUAUGCCAGUCAGGAGCCUUGGCUCUUCUCUGCCUCCAUUCGUGAGAAUAUUCUUUUUGGACAACCAUAUGACGAAACUCGAUACGAAGAAGUGACACAAGUCUGUGCACUUGUCAAAGACUUCGAACUAUUGCCCCAGGGCGAUAUGAGCUUUGUCGGUGAGAGAGGAGCGUCUUUGUCCGGGGGCCAGAGAGCACGCAUCAAUUUAGCCAGAGCCGUUUACAGAGACGCAGACAUAUUCUUGCUUGACGAUCCUCUCAGUGCUGUGGAUGCUCGAGUAGGUCGUCAAUUAUUCGAAGAAUGCAUAAACGGCUUCCUGAAGGGGAAAACUCGAAUACUCGUUACUCAUCAACUACAAUAUCUUCAGCAAGCCGAAACUAUCAUAGUUCUCAAUAACGGUUCCGUCAAGUGCCAUGGGACGUAUGAAGACCUGAUUCAGUCUAAUCCCCACGUAUUAGCUUCCGAGAAGUCAGAGGAAUCCAACGAUGACAUUUCGCUUGAAAACAAUUGCGAGGAAUACGCAGAAAACAAGAAGACAAUACCAGUCGCAAUUGUAAAUGGCGAUGGUGAGCCGAAGGCAGCUGCCAAAAGCAUCGAAGACCCCGGAGAUGUAGCAGACGAAGAGAUGGAGACUGGGCAAUUGUCAAACCAAGUAUAUUGGAGCUAUUUUUUGGCAGGCGGUAAUAUUUGCUCGUUGAUUCUCAUUGCGGUAGGUUUUGUAAUAGCGCAAGUAGCGGCGAGCGGGACCGAUUACUGGGUAACUUACUGGACCAAUCAAGAAGCCCGCAGAAUCACAUUGAAAUCAGCAAAAUACAAUACCAGUAAUACGAGCCAUUAUAAUGACACUGGAAACAUUCAGCGAGAUUCUUCAUACCAAUCGGAGUGGUUUGAUGAGUUCGGUCUACUUAAACAAGAAGUGACAAUUUACAUUUAUGCUGGAUGUGUAAUCGGCUGCAUCAUUCUCGUUACACUGCGCAGCAUGCUCUUCGUCAAGAUGUGUGUUAGUGCCAGUCACAAUAUACAUAAUUCUAUGUUCUCCAAUCUUUUACUAGCCACCAUGAGAUUCUUCAACAACAAUCCGUCCGGAAGAAUUCUCAACAGAUUCUCAAAGGACAUCGGAACAAUGGAUGAGCUGCUGCCAAAAACGAUGCUGGAAGCAAUUCAAAUCUUGGCUAUGAUGGUAGGAAUGUUGAUCAUGGUGGCAGUGGUCAAUCCAUGGAUGAUUAUCCCCAUAAUUAUCAUAGGUGGAGUCUUCUACACAGUUCGAUUCUACUACCUCAAAACGGCGCAAGACAUCAAACGGCUCGAAGGCAUUGCAAAAAGUCCCAUGUUCUCACAUGUAAGUUCCACUCUGGAUGGAUUAACAACGAUACGAAGUAGAGGUGCACCAGCGGAAUUGAUGCUGAAAAAGGAAUUCGACCGUCUUCAAGACGUGCAUACCAGUGCUUGGUAUCUCGCAAUUGCGGGAACAUCCGUCUUGGGACUCGUCCUCGACCUUUUCUCAGGAGUUUUGGUUGCUUGCGUUUGCUUUUCGUUCAUCGUUAUGGACGAUGGAAACUUUCUCGGAGGAUCUGUCGGUCUUGCCAUUUCUCAAUCUCUGGCCAUGACGGGAUGGUUUCAAUACGGAGUGAGGCAGGCUGCUGAGGUGGUCUCACAGAUGACCUCGGUAGAAAGAGUCUUACAGUAUACGAACUUACCCAAGGAGGGACCGUUUACUACUGAGAAGCCGCCUCCUGUAACUUGGCCUUCCAAUGGUGGCUUAACUUUCAAAAACGUAUUCAUGAGAUAUGCCGAUAAUAAACCACCAGUCUUGAAGAAUCUCAACGUGAAGAUAAACCCUGGCUGGAAAGUUGGCAUAGUGGGAAGAACAGGUGCUGGUAAAUCUUCACUCAUUUCGGCACUAUUUCGACUGACCGGAGAGGGUCUUGAAGGUGAAAUAAGAUUAGACGGGAUUGACACGAAGUCAGUCGGACUGCUCGAGCUGCGUCCGCGAAUCUCGAUCAUUCCUCAGGAGCCGAUCUUGUUCUCAGCGAGUCUACGCUACAAUUUGGACCCCUUUGAACAGUACUCGGACGCCGCUCUAUGGGACAGUCUGAGGGAAGUUGAACUCGGUAAUGCGGUACAAUCCCUUGGCUUCCGAGUCGCUGGAGGUGGCGCUAAUUUCAGCGUUGGGCAGCGCCAGUUAAUCUGCUUGGCCAGAGCUAUUCUCAGGAACAAUCGACUGCUUGUUCUUGACGAGGCUACCGCGAACAUUGACCGUAGCACCGAUGCCCUUAUCCAAGACACCAUCAGACGGAGAUUUUCUGAUUGUACUGUCUUGACGAUAGCUCACCGGUUAAACACAAUAAUGGAUAAUGAUCGAGUCUUGGUCAUGGCGGAAGGUCGCAUCGUGGAGUUUGAUCAUCCUUAUUUGCUGUUGAAAAAUCGUAACGGUCACUUUUUUCAAAUGCUUGAACAAACUGGCAAGACAAUGGCAGAAAAACUUUCCGAAAUUGCUGAAACAUCGUAUCUACGGAGUUCAGAAUUUCACAAAAAGGCAUCAACUACUUCGAACGAUACCGUUAACGAAGAUGAAACUACCACCCAGUCAUUACCAUUGACGGAAGAUUGUAAAGAUCGGUAAAAACAGUCACCUCGUGUGUUUUAUGGGAUCCAGUGUUAAACUGUACCGACGAAGUAUUAGUUGAAUUUUUAUUUUUUUCCGGUGAAUCAAUCAGCUGGUUCAACCAAAAAAACCUCAACCUGCAAGGUGAGCUGUAAAAAUUUUCAAUCGUAAUGAGGUCAAAGUCUUAUUUGUAACUUAUCGAAGUUAGAAAUGACCAAGGUUGAUUAAUUACCGGUUGGAAAACAGCGAACGAAUGAAAAGUAGGACAACGGAUAUUGGUAUUGAAUUUUUUUUUUUGUUUUAAACUAACUUGAGUUACAACUAGACAAAACGUUGUGCUUUGUUCGUUACAAUUAGGUAUUAGAAAAAAUAUUGACAUAUACGUAUAAAUUUUAUUAAUAAAUAUAUUAUUUAAUCUAUUGAAAAGCGUGCUCGUCGGUGGGGCUCAGAGAUCUUUCGAUGCUUUGUUGAGUAACAAAGACUGUCUGUGGUUUAGAAGUAAGACUGGCCUGUAAAAAACAAGAAUAAAAAAAUAUGGUGAAUAAAUUUUUUCUAAUUUAGUUGCGU